UGGGUGGUAGCGGUGCGGGUCCCGGGGAUGCGCUACCGUUCCCGGCUCCCGCUGCAACAUGUCGGGCUCGGGGCCGCUGCCGCUGCCGCUGCCGCUGCUCAUCCUGAUGCUGCUUGUGGGUCACUCCCGGGCCCUGGUCCUGGCCCCGGAGGCCGGGCUGCGGGAGAUGCUGCGGGAGGUGGGCGAGCUGACCGAGGACACGCAGCGCAAACUGCAGGGAGCCGCCCGGGAGAUGGACCUGAUGCCUGAGAGGCUGCCCUGGGACCAGGAGUCGGUGCCCAAGGAACAUCGCAAUGAACCCAUCACCCUCCUGGGAACCGAAGACCCAUCCACAUGGGCUCAGCGGGAAUCCGGCAAGGAAUGUAUCGUGGAUGAGGACUGCAGGGAUGACCAGUUCUGUGAGACCAACCCGCUGGAGCCCAAGUGCCUUCCGCGCAGAGGAAGUGAACAGAAUUGUACCCGUGACGGCCAGUGUACCCGGGGCCACCUGUGCAUCUGGGGAGAGUGUCGAGCGAACGCAGUGAGGGGGCAACUGGGCUCCAUCUGUGAGCAACAACCACAGUGUGGUCCACACCUGUGCUGUGCCUUCCACAUCGACCUCUUGUUUCCUGUCUGCACCCCACUGGCUGAGAGAGAGCGGCCAUGUCACGACCCUGCCCACCAGCUAUUGGACCUCGUCACCUGGGAGAUGGAUCCGGACGGGGCGUUUGACCGCUGCCCCUGUGCCAGAGGACUGCUGUGUCUUCCAGCAGGGGACACCUUGAUGUCCGUGUGCAAGGACCGCAAGCAAGCAGCGGUCACUAAAGAUCUCCCCGACAAGACGGAAAUGGAAGACCUCCGUCUCUCAGCAUGGGAGGACCCCAAUGACAGAGAACAUCACCACACGGCGGCAGAUAAAGACGAGGAAGCCGAGCUCAGGACUGCACCAAUCUCCCCAGGAGUUGCUCUUCCUGAAUUACAGAGAGAGAGCUCAGCUAGUGAUCCAAGAUGGUCUACGCAAAGAUUGAUGGACGGUGAAUGGUACCAAACCUGCCUCGGUGUGGCCGCAAAACAUGGGUGACAAGUACACUGGGUUCUCAGCUGGUGUAUUUAGAAGCUUCAUUUAAUGCACCAAUGCAUAAUGCUGGACUUCCUACUUCAGGUCAAGCUGGUGCUUUUAACCUUCAUAUUUCCCACGAGGAGAGGUUUAACAGACGUUACCAUUAUUCUCUAGAGUUUGGAAGAAUGAGAGCAGGAGAGAGCUCACUGAAAUUUACAAAAUUAUUUUCAGACUUUGCAAAACAAAUGCAGCAUGAUUCCCAUCUGAGGUAUCCAAUCUGAAUAAUUUCAGGACCGAGAAGAGAAUUCUACCCUAAGAGGGUGGUGAAUGGUUAGAACUCUCUACCCUAGAGGAAUGUGAUUGAAUCCCCUGACUUUCAAUCUGAAGGGUCUCGAUCCAAAAUGUCACCUAUUCCUUUUCUCCAGAGAUGCUGCCUGACUCGCUGAGUUACUCCAGCAUUUUGUGUCCACCUUUGGAAGGUGCAUACCAGAUGCAUACCAGUGGCUCAGUCAUUGAGUUUUGUUCAGAAACAGAUAGUCAUAUUUCUGGUAAUUAAGGACAUCUAAGGAUAGAGGAACAGUGCAAGAAUGAAGGGGGAGAAAAAAAAAUCAGCCAUCAUCUUGAUUCAUUGUUGACCACAUUAAGGGUGAUG
Molecule: messenger RNA, 1691 nt
Organism: Leucoraja erinaceus (little skate)
Lineage: Eukaryota; Metazoa; Chordata; Chondrichthyes; Rajiformes; Rajidae
Gene: dkk3b
Product: dickkopf WNT signaling pathway inhibitor 3b
Exons: 8
Coding region: 59-1060 (333 amino acids)
Biological process (GO): negative regulation of canonical Wnt signaling pathway; multicellular organism development
Cellular component (GO): extracellular region
Molecular function (GO): co-receptor binding; receptor antagonist activity
Source: RefSeq, a predicted model, not a curated record